Molecule: messenger RNA, 1058 nt
Organism: Molossus molossus (Pallas's mastiff bat)
Lineage: Eukaryota; Metazoa; Chordata; Mammalia; Chiroptera; Molossidae
Product: leukocyte immunoglobulin-like receptor subfamily A member 5
Exons: 6
Coding region: 139-1041 (300 amino acids)
Biological process (GO): cytokine-mediated signaling pathway
Molecular function (GO): inhibitory MHC class I receptor activity
Source: RefSeq, a predicted model, not a curated record
GGAAAACAGUCUCCCUUCCUGUGGGGCUGUUGACGUGACAACUGGGAGGGCCUGCCUCUAAGUGGCCACACCCUGUGCAUCUGUUCUGAGGGCACCAUGGUCUCCAUCUGCACAGCCAGACCAGAGUGAGGAGACAACAUGAUCCCCACCCUCGUGGCUCUGCUCUGCCUUGGGCUGAGCGUGGGCCUGAGGAUCCGAGUGCAGGCAGGGACCCUCCUCAAACCCACUGUCUGGGCUGAGCCAGGCCCUGUGAUCCCCUGGGGGAGUCCUGUGACCAUCUGGUGUCAGGGGACUUUAGGGGCUGAGGAGUAUCGUCUGGAUAAAGAGGGAAGCUCAGAGCCCUGGUUCAAACAGAAGACACUGGAGCCCGGGGACAAGAUCAAGUUCUCCAUUGCAAGUAUGACAGAAUACAAUGCAGGGAGAUAUCGCUGUUACUAUCGCAGCCCCUCUGGCUGGUCAGAGCGCAGUGACCCCCUGGAGCUGGUGGUGACAGGAUUCUACAGCAAACCCAGCCUCUCAGCCCUUCCCAGCCCUGUCGUGACCUCAGGAGGGAACGUGACCCUCCAGUGUGGCUCAGGGGAGGGAUUUGGCAGGUUCAUCCUGACUAAAGAAGGAGAACACAGGCUCUCCUGGACCCUGGACUCACAACAAAACACCACAGGACAGUACCAGGCCCUGUUCCCUGUGGGCCCCGUGACCCCCAGCCACAGGUGGACGUUCAGAUGCUACGGCUAUUACAGGAACAUCCCCGAGGUGUGGUCACAGCCCAGUGACCCCCUGGAGCUCCUGGUCUCAGAAUCCCCAAGAAAACUCAGCACCCCACUGCCAGGCCGUAUCUCCACAACUGGUCUUCAAAAGUACCAGAAAGUCCUGAUCGGGGUCUCUGUGACCUUCAUGCUGCUGCUCUCCCUCCUCCUCUUCUUCCUCUUUCUCCUCAAGCACCACAACAAAUCCCGCAAGUCAGGUGAGUGGAAGAUGGGGAGACCUGGGCUACCUGAGAGGGGUGACCUUCCUCUAAAGACAUAUGAAGUGGCUUUCUAGGUACCAAAAUAUGGCAC